AUGUUACUUAAUACACUGAUUUUAAGUGUCAUAUCAUUACAAUUAUGUUCAGCAUUUCAUAUCAAGAGAAAUUUGAACGGAUCAGAUGACUCCAUCUGGGAUUAUGAUGAUGAAGAUAAAAAAAUCCAAGGUGUCACAUUUGGUGGUUGGUUUGUUCUUGAACCAUAUAUCACACCUUCAUUAUUUGAACAAUUUGGUGAUGAUGAAACCGAGAUUCCAGUGGAUGAAUAUACAUUUACUCAACAAUUAGGGAAAGAAGAAGCUCAGAAACAAUUGGAUGAGCAUUGGGCUACUUGGUAUACCGAAAAAGAUUUUAAAGAUGCUAAGAAUUUUGGUUUAAAUUUGAUUAGAUUACCAAUUGGUUAUUGGGCUUUUGGUUUAUUAGAUGACGAUCCUUAUGUUCAAGGUCAAGAAAAAUACUUAGAUAAGGCUAUUGAAUGGGCAAAGGAAAACGAUUUGAAAGUUUGGGUUGAUUUACAUGGUCUUCCAGGUUCUCAGAAUGGGUUUGAUAAUAGUGGUAAAAGAGGUAAUGUAACAUGGCAAGAUGAAGAAGAAAACAUUAAACUUUCUUACAAAACUUUAAGUUAUAUAUUUGGUAAAUAUGGUGUAGAGAAUUAUACAGAUACAGUCAUUGGUAUUGAAAUCGCCAAUGAACCAUUUGGACCAAAAUUGAAUAUUACUGAACUAUAUGAAUUUUAUUAUAAUAAUUAUUAUGACUUUAGAGUUGAACAAGAAUCAAGAAAUACAUUUGUUAUUCAUGAUGCUUUUGAACUAAUAGGUUAUUGGAAUCAUCAUUUAAAUAAUGAUUACCCUAAUGUUUCAAAACCUUUUAUUAAUGAUGAAUUACAUGAUAAAGGUCUUUCUAAAAAUUAUUUCCAUGAUAUUGUUGUUGAUCAUCAUCAUUAUGAAGUUUUCAGUGUUGAAGCAGUUAAAGAAUCACCAAAUACUAGAGCUCAAAAUAUUAGAAAUCUUGGUGAAGGUAUUGCCAAAGAACAAGAGUAUCACCCUUCAAUUGUUGGUGAAUGGUCAGGUGCUAUCACUGAUUGUGCUAAAUGGUUAAACGGUGUUGGAACAGGUGCAAGAUACGAUGACACAUUCAAUGAAACACAAUUGAUUAGAGCAAACAGUGUCAAUGGUACUCAAGAAUCUUUAUUUAAAUUCAAAGAUGAAAAAAAAUCUUGUGAAAAUGUUACAUAUUAUGAAGAUUUUUCUGAUGAACAUAAAGAACAUAUUCGUCAUUACAUUGAAAUACAAUUGAUUACUUAUGAAAAUACCAAUGCAGGAUGGAUUUUCUGGAAUUAUAAAACUGAAACUGCAAUUGAAUGGGAUUUUAAGAAACUUGUUGAAAAAGAUUUGUUCCCACAUCCAUUUGAUGAUUAUAAAUAUUUUUACAAGAAUGGUACUCAAAUUUCAGAAAGUGCUGCAUCUUCAACUACCAAUUCAUUCAGUUUAUUUACAAUUACACUGAUUGCUUUAGUUGUUUCAUUCAUUAUUGGUUAG
Molecule: messenger RNA, 1500 nt
Organism: Hansenula ciferrii
Lineage: Eukaryota; Fungi; Ascomycota; Saccharomycetes; Phaffomycetales; Wickerhamomycetaceae
Gene: EXG1
Product: Glucan 1,3-beta-glucosidase 1
Exons: 1
Coding region: 1-1500 (499 amino acids)
Biological process (GO): glucan catabolic process
Cellular component (GO): cell surface; extracellular region
Molecular function (GO): glucan exo-1,3-beta-glucosidase activity
Source: RefSeq, a predicted model, not a curated record